CGAGAGUUCAAGAUGGCUGCUACAGGUUCUUUAUAAAGGGCUAACUCUCCUGGAUCCCACUGUGCAUGAAGCUUUCCUGAGGUCGUGGUGUCUUUUUUAAGUGCUGUGUUGUCCAGCGUCCCUCCUGCCUCUCAUCAUGUCCUCCACCUCCUCCUCCUACUCCUCUUCGGGGGAGACCAGUCCGGAGGAUGUACCCCGAGGUGGGGGCACCAUCCGAGUCUACCUCCCCAACAAGCAGAGGACCGUGGUGAAUGUUCGACAAGGACAGACUGUGCACGAGAGUCUAGAUAAAGCGCUCAAAGUGAGAGGUCUAAGCCAAGAAUGCUGUGCUGUAUUUCGCCUUCUAGAAGGUCGUAAGAGACUGACAGACUGGGACACAGACAUCACUCCUCUGGUUGGAGAGGAGCUUCUGGUCGAGGUCCUGGAUGAUAUUCCCCUUACCAUGCACAACUUUGUACGGAAAACCUUCUUCAAGCUGGCUUACUGUGAUUUUUGCCACAAGUUUCUUUUUAACGGCUUCAGAUGUCAGACAUGCGGCUAUAAGUUUCACCAGCACUGCAGUAGCAAGGUCCCCACUGUGUGUGUGGACAUGGACACAGUGAGCAAACGGUGUGAUCCCAAUCCCUGCACAGAUGAGUACCCUCGGAUAUUAUUGCCAGAUAAUUCCCCGUCACAAAGCAACAUGGCCUUAACCCCAGAGCCUCCUGGGAUGGACCUCCUGUCCCCGACCUCAGCCUUUCCCUUCCCCAUGCCCGGCGGAGACGGCCAGUCUCUACAGAGGCAUCGCUCCACCUCCACCCCCAAUGUUCAUAUGGUCAGCACAGUGGGCCCUGCUGGUGUCAGCAUCAUAGAGGAAGCACUAAAAUCAACAAACAACGUUAUAGGUAUGUUUCGUAUUUUCCUUCCUUCAUUUCAGAAUUUAUCAUCAUGCUCUCAUUUUUUUAAUGAAAUUCUCCUGUGCUGUUUUUUUCCCCUCAUCUCUUCAGGUUCUGAGUCGUCACCGAAGCCCUCCACAAGCCCACCCACCUCUCUGGGCUCUCCAGGGAGGAGACCGCCCAAAUCCCCCUCAGAGCACAAGGAGCGCAAGCCCUCCUCAUCUGAUGACAAAAAGAAAGUGCACCGAGGAGGCUACAGAGACUCGAGUUACUACUGGGAGGUUCACUGGAAAGAAGUCACCAUGCAGAAGAGAAUAGGCGCCGGCUCCUUUGGAACCGUCUUCAAGGGCAAGUGGCACGGAGAUGUGGCCAUCAAGAUCCUUAAAGUCACAGAGCCCACACCCGAGCAGCUACAGGCCUUCAAAAACGAAAUGCAGGUCUUACGGAAGACUCGCCACGUCAACAUCCUGCUGUUCAUGGGUUACAUGACUAAGCCCAACUUCGCUAUCAUCACUCAGUGGUGUGAAGGCAGCAGCCUGUACCGCCAUCUGCACGUCUCCGAAACUAAGUUCGACACUAUGCGGCGCAUCGACGUGGCCAGACAGACAGCACAGGGCAUGGAUUAUCUUCACGCAAAGAACAUAAUUCAUCGAGAUCUGAAAUCAAACAAUAUUUUUCUCCACGAGGGCUGGACCGUUAAGAUCGGUGACUUCGGCUUGGCCACGGUGAAAUCUCGGUGGAGCGGUUCUCAACAGGUAGAACAACCCAGCGGAUCCAUUCUCUGGAUGGCUCCUGAGGUGAUCCGAAUGCAGGACAGCAACCCAUAUACAUUCCAGUCUGAUGUAUACGGCUACGGAGUAGUGCUGUUUGAGCUGAUGUCAGGCCACCUGCCUUACUCAAAUAUCAACAACAGAGACCAGAUAAUCUUUAUGGUUGGACGCGGUUAUUUGUCUCCAGACCUCAGUAAGCUGUAUAGUACCUCACCCAAGUCAAUGAAAAGGCUGAUCGUUGACUGCCUGAAGUUCAAACGUGAUGAGAGGCCCCUGUUUCCACAGAUCCUGGUAGCCAUUGAGCACGUUCAAGACCUGCUGCCAAAAAUAGAGCGGAGUCGCUCCGAGCCCUCACUCCACCGGGCCGUCCACGCCGAGGACCUGAACCCCCUCCUGUUCCACACCACCAGGCUGAUGCCCCUCUAAAACCAGCAGCACUGGGCAGAGAGGCAGUCACCUUUUGUCCAAAACCGCAGCAUUUCCCGACCCCCCCCCCCCCCCCCCGUGCCUCAGAGAGGCUACAGCUGGCUGGCCUGACAGACCGUGACCCCUCCCAAAAACCUACCCCCUACCCUCUUAACUCGCUCCCUGCCUCUGCACAGCCACGGAGCUGCAGCCCUCAGUAACAACCUGCAGAAAUAACCAUAACACAUCUUUUUAGUCUUUUUCCUUUCAUACAAGAGACAGAGAUCAGCUCAUUAGGUGAAAUGAUUGUCUGCUGUAUUUGUAAAUAUGUCAGCUGGCCUCAGAUUGGGCCAGCUGAUGAUCUCAAAUUGGGAAAAUGUAACCAAUAGGCUUUAGUUACUCCGACCUACUGCAAGGUAUUGUCAGUUGUGUGGAGGAAAACGUAAAAGCACAACACUGCAAUAUAGCAUCAGUCAUUUUUAACGGUAAAAUAGUCUUACUCUGAACUUUUUUUUUGAGGAGCACUGUGAUCAUCUGCGAAUAUUUAAACCAGUUGCUGGUUCAGGUCACUUUAUCAGCUCUACUUCAAAUAUCCAGUCGUCACGCGUUCCCUUCAUUAAAGCUUGUGAUUUAAAAGCAAAGUGAGGGUGAAAGCUUGGACACUGUCUCGCAGGGAAACCUCCAUUAUUCACUGUUUUCACAAGCGUUCAACAGUAGAAAUGAAUGAGAAAGAGACGGGAUUGAGAGCGCAUGCAAUAUUUUUAAGCAUAAUAUCAAACUGACAUGAGAGGAAGAGGAAGUCCAAACUAGUAGAUGCCUGCAAUAGAUCAGCAACUUCAGACACUGCACUGUACAAAAAUAUAAAAAAGGAUGAUUUAUCUUGUUGAAAUGACAGCAUGACGGUGAAAGGCUUGAUAAACAGAUAAAGGCAGAGUUAUUUUCUCUUCCACUAAAUAAUUAGAAUCAUUUCUCGCUUAUCUGGCACAUAAAACAGGCACUCAGGUGUCUUUCAACUUAAGCUGGAACAGAGUGCGCACUAAUGUCGCAACAGACUAAAAUAGUUAAAUGCUAAAAGAGUGUUUGACAUGUGGAAGUUGAACUGCUGGCUCAUCAGGGAGUGAUAAAAUCGGCUGUACACACAAAUAUAGAAAUGUGCAUUUUCACACAGUCCCUGGUUCAGUGUUAAUAGCUUUUCUAAAUUGGGAACACCAACAGACCAGGUUAAACUGGUUUCACUACUUUUCUUCCGAGCAACCAAAAUAACCUUUUUUCUUUUUAAAAAGAGAGAGACGCUGUCAGUUCCCGAAACUAAAUCAUUUCCUUAAAUGUAUAAUGUCAUUUACAUCACCAGGAUUGUUUUUCAUUAUUUAAACUGUUAGGACCAAUAUUUUUGCAGUGUAAACAGAAGGAUACAUCUUUUUUUUAAUCAGCCAUUCUAAUAUUCAACAUUUCUUAACCAAAAAUAAAUAAAAAAAAUUGAAGUGUAGUUUUUGCCAGUGCAGGAAUAAAAGUCUUUUGAAAAACCAUUUUAAAUCAUCACAGGACACUAACACCCAGCAGAAUGUUAAUAGCUCAGAUUCAUCUCAAUAGAAAAACAGAAUAGUAGUGAUUAUUUCACACUCAGGCACACAUGUUGUAGCUGUGAGCACACUCGAGGCGUUUUUAUUCCCCCUUUUUUCACUUUGUCACUAGUUCAGCAGCAGAACGUCAUCACGCUCCACACUGCAGGACUGCAGGUCAGAUGGCUUUUUGCUUACAAUGUUUUUUGUUUUUUUUCAUUCUAGUCUAACGAGGAUUUGACAGAUGUUAGUAAGUUGCAGUCUUAAUGGAAACGGUUAGUUGUAUUGCUGCUACGUAAAGUCAUUUUUUUUGUUUUUGCACCUCAGAGACGAGACAUACUGAGACUUGAGCGCAGUGCUGCAGCACAGCCUCACUGACCUGUAUUAAACCUUGUGCAUUUGUAGUCUUAAAAGUAUCUUCUUCAUGCUCCCGAACAUGAACACACACGCACACACACACACACACACACGCACUCUGAACUAGCACUGUUGCUGUUGGUGAUGCAUUAACACUGUGGUUGAUAGGCUGGGCUCUCUGGGAGGUGUGACAAGUGUUGUUUUUUUUUUGUUUUGUUUUUCUAAUAUAACAUGAUGUUUAUUUUUCACAAAUGACCACAGUCGGAAGCAUGGUAGAAAGUCUUCACCACCGCCCAGGCAGCAUCACUCUGAUCUGUUAAGUAUUGUAGUGUCCACACCAAGAGAAACAAGCAUGGGGAUACCUGUUGAUAGCCAGAGCAGCACAGUGGUCAAAGUAGCUGAAUGUACAACCAAACCAAACAUUUUUCAGCCCAGCUCAUCCGUCCAGCGUGAAAGACCUUCACGUCGCUUACAGCAUUCAUCACAAGCUGCUGUUUUUCUCCUCACCAUCACCAUUCAGCUCCUGAGCUCUAUUUUAGAUCAGGAUUGGAUCUGACCCACCUGAUCAGGUGUAACAGCUUCAUGAUGCAAUAAACUUCCAAUGGAUUGUGGCUGAAACGGUUAAUUUAAAGGCACAGCUGCUCAUAUAUCAUCCCAUGUAAUAAUGGCGGGUGGUGCUGCACUAUAUGAGACAUUGAGAAGAGAGGCUUUAUGAUGGGGCUGACAUCGCUGUGCUCCUCAAAUUGUCAGGUGGUUACCUGUGCCUUGCUGAUGGGGACACUGCUCCCAUUUAAGAACAAAAUGCAUCAUGGAAUUUACAGUCAUCACAGGGGGGAGUUAGUAUUUUGAGUUGGGGUUUGUUGUUGUUUUUGGACAAGCUGAGCCCUUUUUUUCCCCAUGGAUUAUAAAUCUAAUCCCAAACAAAAGCACAAUACACCAGAAAUGUGCAGGAGGGACUUAGUGCGUGCCUCUCCUUUUUACUUGAAGCACACCCGGAGCUGUUUUUCCUCUUCUUCUCCAGCACUCUGUGACACUAGUGGAAAGUACUGUAUUUCUAGAAAGCUUCUCGUAGCAAUGUGAGUGAUUUUCUAAUAAGGCUUCAGCAGAAUAUAACGCAGCAUCUGCUUCGACGCACCUGAAAGCCGUCUGAUUUUUUUUUUUUUUUUUUUGUUUAGAAUUGAAUCUAU
Molecule: messenger RNA, 5153 nt
Organism: Scomber japonicus (chub mackerel)
Lineage: Eukaryota; Metazoa; Chordata; Actinopteri; Scombriformes; Scombridae
Gene: araf
Product: A-Raf proto-oncogene, serine/threonine kinase
Exons: 15
Coding region: 137-2071 (644 amino acids)
Biological process (GO): protein phosphorylation; signal transduction
Cellular component (GO): mitochondrion; cytosol
Molecular function (GO): ATP binding; protein kinase activity
Source: RefSeq, a predicted model, not a curated record